AGCUGGUACUAAUGUGCCAGUAAAGAUGGAGAUAAAGGAAGAAAUAUCGGAGGCCGGGCACAGCAGUGGCAUGGGAAUGAAGCAUCCGGAUAGUGGCAAUCAUGUGAUGGUUCCAAAACGACGGAAAAGUGACGAUGGAAAUAGCAUGUGUAGCAGUGUUCAGGAUUCUGUGGAGAUUUCUGAGCACAAUCAAAGUUUACCAAGAAAAAAAUCAUCUUUGAGGACACAGUUGGCCCAACAGAUUCAUAGUUCAUCGACAAAAACCAUGAAGAAACCGGUUUAUCCGGUACGGCCGGCACAUGUGCAUUCGUCAGGUCUUUCACAGGCGGGUAAUUAUGCACUGGAUCAAACAUGCUUGUUAGCAGUAUUUCGUUAUCUUCCACCGGAAACAUUAGUUACGUGUUCGCUGGUUUGCAAGCUGUGGUCCAAUAUAUCCGUAGAUCCUGCCUUGUGGAAACGCAUGAACUGUGCAGAGUACAAACUAACCGCUAGUCUACUGACUGCCAUUGUUCGCAGGCAGCCUGAGCAUUUGAUUAUGGAUUGGAUUAGCCUUGGUAAACGUCAGGUCACCUGGUUAAUCUCUAGAAUUCCUAGUCUCAAGCAUUUAUCACUUCAGGGAACUCCCCUUCAGGCAGUUCUUGGGUUGCACACUUGUAUGUGCCCACCGUUACAGAUUUUGGAUUUGAGUUUUGUAGCUGGUUUGAACGAUUCUGCCAUACGGGAAAUUUUGUCCCCUCCAAAGGACUCCCGACCAGGUCUAGCUGAUUCUAAGUCCCGGUUACGUAAUCUCAAAAUGUUGAAACUAGCCGGAACGGAUAUAUCGGACGUCGCUUUGCGAUACAUUACCCAGGGAUUACCCAGCCUGACCCACCUGGAUAUUUCUUCGUGUCAACGAAUUACUGAUGCUGCCAUAGCCCAAAUCGGAACAUCAUCAGCCGCCAUAAAAACUCUUAUCGAGUUAGAUCUGAGUUGCUGCAAGUUGAUUACGGAACUAUCGCUAGAUCAUCUUGCUAAAUGUGAUGCUCUGACACGACUCGACCUGAGCCAUGUACCACAGGUAACGACUCAGGCUGUCAUAAAGUUUGCAUCGACGUCGAAGAACGAUCUGCAGCUUCACGACAUCAAACUGGUGGAUAAACGGAAGGUGGCUCAGUAGAAUGUCGAGCAGCAACAAAACAGAAAGCAUAUUAAAUGCAUGAUUAAAAGUAAUGCAACUGCGGUACACAUUCGACUAGGAUAGUGAUUAUCUUAAAUUUUGUCUUUUAAAUUACAUAACGCUGUGGUAUACCGAGAUAAAAUUGUAAUUUUACGUUAGAGAACGUAGCACUGUAAGGUUUUUUUUUAAAUAUUUUACUGUCGCUCAACUGUUUUGAGUUGCCCUGAAAUUGCCCCACUCUUCCUAACCAUCUUUAAACCAACUUAUGAUGUCAAGUGAAUAAAACUUUUAAUAAGUGGGAAACAACCUCUGUUGAAAUAGCAUUGAUAUGGAUACUGUAACGAAUCUUUGUAUCUGUGGUCGCACAGCCAAUAACAGAAAAGUUGGGUUUGGAUACCCUGUUUUGAAAGUUUCUACCUACUUACAUCAAAUAUGUCUGAGGACAUUGAAGAAAAGCAAACACGACGUUUUAGGGCCCGAAAUAGUUGUGCAACAAAUACACAUAGAAAAACUAAACGUAACAACUCUUAAUUUAAGAGAAGCAAAAAUAACAAUAUGAUUGAGUGUAUUAAAAAAGUGUUUUUCGUUUUCUUUUAAAAUAAGGUCCACACACAAAUCGAAACCAAAGACUAUGUUUUAAGUUAUUUUAAACAUCUCAAUUAGAUAGUUUGUAGAGUAUUCCAGUACGUGUUUCCAUUUGGUAUUUAUUAAAGAAAAAGAUUUCUGUUUUUCUACGAAAAACUUCCACAAAAAGGUCAAAACCAGUGCUUUUGAAGCACAAGUAGCGUUUUUUUUGGUAAUAGAAUAUUAUGUUGGCACAAAAAUGGUUUUAAACAGUCCAUUUGCGUUAUUUCAUUCAAAUACACAAUUAUAUUUCCAAUAUUUAUCGUUCGUUACCGUGUUAGAAUAUGAACAUUGCUCUGUAUUAGUGAGCCAAUAAUAAUUUAGUACAAGACAGCACCUCUGAAGUGCGUGAAAUGUCAUAGUUUGGAAGCGAAAAGAAAUGCGUGAUCCCGUCUUUUGUGUCUAUAGUGUGUUUUCCCUGUGAAACAGAGGUAGGAAUCGUUCCCUUUUUCCAAACAGCUGUAGUGAAAUAAAUAGUAAACUACAAAUCAAUUAGGUAUAAAGUUUAUUCCCCCCAUAAAGCUACUAGAGCUGACUUAGUGAGAGUGAAAAGCAACACAUAGAGUUAAUAUCAAUGGUCUCACUCCCUCACAACGCAAAAAAGAUGUAACUCUUAUAGUCUACCCUAACCUUGUGAGACAUUUAUCUGUAAAUAAAUGGCCGAGUAGUAUAA
Messenger RNA from Uranotaenia lowii, 2453 nucleotides. RefSeq names its product jmjC domain-containing histone demethylation protein 1-like. The transcript has a single exon. The coding region runs from base 26 to 1156 and encodes 376 amino acids. Lineage: Eukaryota; Metazoa; Arthropoda; Insecta; Diptera; Culicidae. The record is from RefSeq and is a predicted model, not a curated record. Gene Ontology annotation, molecular function: protein binding.